Miscanthus lutarioriparius is the source of this 1518-nucleotide messenger RNA. The record is from the annotation of a GenBank genome assembly. Lineage: Eukaryota; Viridiplantae; Streptophyta; Magnoliopsida; Poales; Poaceae.
AUGGUGCGAUUUGUCCACCGACUAGGGUUGCUUGUUCUUGCAUAUGUAACAAGGCAAACAAGCAGAACCACUGCUUCGCAAUCGACCAACAAUGCGAAGUUGCUCCUCCUCUGCGGGGGUGGUCUUCUACAAGGCGGCGAAUCACCACUGUUGACAGUGGCCAGUCAGUACCAGGAUACACACCUGAUGAUGGCGAUCAAUGCCUUGAAACAGGCAACAACAUCUCUUUUGCUACCCAGCCUGAAUUCUGUGGGUGUCAGAAGUGAGCUAAUUCUUCUAGCUCUACCAGCAGUCUUGGGUCAAGCUAUUGAUCCAAUGGCGCAACUUAUGGAGACUGCAUACAUUGGUAGAUUAGGUGCAUUGGAAUUGGCAUCGGCUGGUAUUGGUAUGUCAAUUUUUAAUAUUGUGUCAAAGAUCUUCAACAUUCCACUGUUGAGCAUUGCAACCUCAUUUGUGGCAGAGGAUAUUUCUAGGAGUGCUACCAAGCAUCCUAGUUCAGGCAAAUUGGAGUUGACAUCUGUAUCAUCUGCCCUGAUCUUAGCUGCUGGAAUUGGUAUAAUGGAAGCAUUAGCAUUGUUCCUAGGAUCAGGAUUGUUUCUUCAACUAAUGGGCGUGUCACCUGUCUCUCCAAUGUAUAGACCUGCGAAACUCUUUCUUUCAUUGAGAGCUCUCGGAGCACCUGCAAAUGUGAUUAUGUUGGCAGUCCAAGGUAUCUUUCGGGGAUUCAAGGAUACAAAGACUCCGGUGCUUUAUAUAGGUUUGGGCAAUCUUUCCGCUGUAGCCCUUCUUCCUCUACUUAUAUAUGGCUUUCAGCUUGGCAUAACUGGUGCUGCAAUUUCUACAGUUGUGUCCCAGUGGCAUGCUGUUGGGAAGAACUCUUUCAAUUCUGUUAACUAUGACCAUUGGUACAUCAAUGGCUGCUUUCGGCAAGGCCCAACAGCGAUGGCCGCUCAUCAGAUUUGUUUGCAAGUAUGGCUUGCUGUAUCUUUGCUUGCAGACGCUUUAGCUGUUUCUGCCCAGGCGCUGAUAGCAAGCUCUUAUGCAAUAUUGGACUACAAAAGGGUUCAAAAGAUAGCAAUGUUUGCAUUGCAGAUAGGAGUGUUUAGUGGAUUAGCUUUGGCCAUUGGAUUGUAUGCCUCAUUUGGCAAUAUAGCUAGACUAUUUACCAGUGACCCAGAGGUCCUAAUGGUUGUCAAAUCUUGUGCAUUGUUUGUCUGUGCCAGUCAACCAAUUAAUGCCCUGGCCUUCAUCUUUGACGGUCUACACUAUGGUGUAUCAGAUUUUGACUAUGUUGCUCAAGCUACUAUUGUGGUUGGUGUUAUGUCUUCACUCGUCCUGUUAUGGGCUCCAUCUGUAUUUGGCCUGGCUGGAGUUUGGGCUGGUUUGACUACACUCAUGGGGUUGCGUAUGGCUGCAGGCGUUCUGAGGAACAGAUUACAUCAAUGCCAGGAAGCAUUGUUUUUCUGUGAUCUUUCAGAGAUCCUCACUGUUUGUGUCACUUUUCUUAGCUUCAGCUAG